Cheilinus undulatus (humphead wrasse) is the source of this 804-nucleotide messenger RNA. RefSeq names its product matrix Gla protein (gene mgp). Gene Ontology annotation, cellular component: extracellular region. Lineage: Eukaryota; Metazoa; Chordata; Actinopteri; Labriformes; Labridae. Bases 155 to 508 code for a protein of 117 amino acids. Gene Ontology annotation, molecular function: calcium ion binding. The transcript has 5 exons. The record is from RefSeq and is a predicted model, not a curated record.
GUAGAAAUAAAGGGGUGGGGGCAAAAGAGGUGAGUAUAAAAAGUCUCAGUGUGGGGAAUUAGGAAAUACUCCUCAGGAGAAAAAUACCCAGAGAUACUUGAGACAUCUCGCUGCAUAAUUAUCUUCAACGACAGGCAGAUAAACAAGCCCCAGGAUGAGGAGCCUGCUUCAGUUUGUGGCCGUCUGUGCUGCUGUCUCUCUCUGCAUCUGCUAUGAGUCUCAUGAAAGCACAGAAUCCAUUGAAGAUCUGUUUGUGCCGCCAAACAGAGCCAACUCCUUCAUCACGCCGCAGAGGCCCAACGUAUACGUCCCCACCAGAGGGAACAACUUCAACUAUUACAACAUGAUGAGGACGAUAAAGUCUCCAGCAGAGCGGCGUGCAGAGGUCUGCGAGGACUACUCCCCCUGUCGCUUCUACGCCUACCGUCACGGCUUCCAGCAGGCCUAUCAGAGGUUCUUCGGCGCCCGAGUUCAGCCGGCGAGACCGACCGUGAGCCGUCGAUACUGAGCAGUCAAACAUCCAUCCAUCCUCUCCACAUAUAAUUUUUAUGAGUCGAUGUUUUUGUGGCUGCUUCUGGGUGUGAAUGAAACAUUUUAUAUAAAGAAGCAUCCAGAACGUUCAUGUCCCAUCUCUUGUGUAUUCUCAGGAUAAUUUUUAUCCACUAUAUCACACUUUCGCAGCAGUUAUGAGCUUUAUUUGAAGUGUCUGUACUCAAUAUCCACUAUCUUGUAUUAAGCAUUUAUUUAUCAGUUUGUUUCCCUUGCUUUGAGUGAAUAAAAAUCCCUUUGUUGGGUUUGUCCUUA